Messenger RNA from Boleophthalmus pectinirostris (great blue-spotted mudskipper), 2984 nucleotides. It is a transcript of the gene shcbp1, whose product is annotated as SHC SH2-domain binding protein 1. The coding region runs from base 325 to 2424 and encodes 699 amino acids. The transcript has 13 exons. Lineage: Eukaryota; Metazoa; Chordata; Actinopteri; Gobiiformes; Gobiidae. The record is from RefSeq and is a predicted model, not a curated record. Gene Ontology annotation, biological process: fibroblast growth factor receptor signaling pathway.
UAUUUUUUUAAUAUAUAUAUAAAUAUAGCACGUACAAGAACAUGUAAUUGUAAUUUUAGAAAUUUUAAGAUCUGUACAUUUUUAUUUAAUUUUGGUUGUAACACUGCGCAUGCUGAGUACCAGCGGCCUCAUUGGAUGCAGCUCAGGUUGUUAUGAAAGAAGGAGGGAGCUGCGCUCUUUCACUUUCCUCGAUUGGCUCAGCUCUGCAAACCGGGGAAAGUUUGAACUGGCCUGGGUGUGUGUAACGCGCAGUUAAGUUACACAUUUCACGGCUGUUUACGAUUGUGUGGACGUUUCUUUUGGGCCCCAUUUGUGGUGAAUUUGAUGGAGUCUUGUGAGAAACGGUUGGCUGUUGACACAGGCAUGGCCGAGGUGGUGGUGUCGGAUUUGGAUUCGUAUGUUCACGUUGAGCUUGAAGUAGAAAACAACAAUUGCAACACCAGCUCCGACGAGGGACAGAGCGAGGCCCCCGUGACCCAAGCUCUGUUCCAGGACGUAGAGAAAGACAUGGACAGUGAAAGCAGUGGAGAUGACAGCGGUACAGACCCCUUUGGCACAGAGCAGUCGGGCACACAGCUGCAGAGAUGUGAACACAAAACAGAAUCAAACUCCAGUCUCCCAGACACUUUCCAGACUGGCCACCUGCUUUUCUACGAGAGGUUCAAGGCCUACCAAGACUACGUGCUGGGUGACUGUAAGCCAUCAGAGGUGAAGGCUUUCACAGCAGAUUAUCUUGAGAAGGUGGUGGAGCCAUGUGACUGGCAGGCCUUGUGGUGCACUGAUGUCUUUGAUGUUUUGGUGGAGGUUCAGGAUGUGGACUUCAAGGAGCUGAAGGCCGUGGUGCGCUUGCUGUUGCCUAUGCAAUGUGAGGCUAAAGGCUGUGAGCUGACAGAGGACAACAUUAGGUCUGUGCUGGAGGCCACUCAACACCAUGUCCCCCUGAAGGAGCUCCACGCAGUCUAUGACGAAUCCGGAGAGUUUGACCAGACAGCACUCGCUAUCGAACAUCUUAGAUUUUUAUACAAACACAUCUGGAGACAAUGGGACGAAGAGGAUGAAGACGAUGACUUUGACUACUUUGUCCGAUGUGUAGAACCUCGCCUUAGAUUGUAUUACGACAUCUUAGAGGACCGAGUGCCUGCAGGCUUGGUGGUGGAGUACCAGACAUUACUGGAUAACUGCUCCAAAGUCUUCGAGCAGUUCUCUGUCCUGCGCAGCGGCAUGUGCUGUGAUUCUGACUCUGAACUAGACAACGUGUCCAUGGUUGAAGGCCUCAAACUUUACGACCAACUUGAAACAUACAAACGCAAGCUGCACAUCAUUGAAAACCCUUUAUUACGAUAUGUUCUAGGGUAUAAAGGUAAUGCCAGGCAGCAGUGUGUACAGAGCCGUGGACCCAGAGAGUCUGGGUUGAAAGUGGUCCACGUGGUCACAUCCUCCUGCACUGCCGCCCAGCUCCAGUCCCUCCUCAAUGACCGACUGCUGCCCAUGUACUCUAAUGAUGACACAGAAAUAAAGUUUUACGGAGACCCAGUAUCAGCAGUGGAUUCUUGCCAUGAGGGUGAUGUGGUCAUAGUUCUACCAGGCAUCUUUAAUGUCACCAGCUCCAUCAACCUACCAGAUUCUAUCACAGUAGAAGGAUUUGGUCUUCCAGAUGAGGUGGUGAUUGAGAAGAAGGGCAAAGGGGACUCUUUUAUUGAAUCCACUGGAGCUGAUGUCAAAAUAUCCAACAUCAAGUUUAUCCAACAUGAUGCUAUUGAGGGAAUUCUGUGCGUGCGUCAGGGGAACCUCUACAUGGAGAACUGUGUGUUACAGUGUGAGACCACCGGAGUCAUCGUCAGGACAUCAGCCCACCUCACCAUGAACAUCUGUGACCUCUAUGGAUCCAAGGGAGCUGGCAUAGAGAUUUACCCUGGCAGUGUGUGCAGUCUGGUUGGAAAUGGCAUUCACCACUGCAAAGAUGGGAUCUUAAUAAAGGACUUUGCUGGUGAGCUUGAUGUGCUGCCGUCUAUUACCAUGGAAAACAAUGUAAUUCAUAACAAUGAGGGCUACGGAGUGAUACUGGUGAAACCCAGCACUGAGGAUCAAGCCGUUCCUCUUGAAAAGGCUGAAGAAAACCUCAUCAAACCAGCAGAGCAAACACCUGAAGAACUCGCCAAACCUCAAAUCAUCACCACCUUUGCGACUCCCCCGACCAAACCCACAUCAGAGGAUCAGGUGGGCGAUGGCAGCCACGGCACUGACAGUGACCUGGUCUCCGCCUCCGCCCGAAAGUGGCAGUUGUGUCGACAGCUGAGCCGAAGUAAAGAGGCCACGUGCAGUCGGCCUGUCCAGGAUCUACUCAGCCAUGAGAUCUUCGUGUCCAUUCAGGGAAACCAAUUCAGGCGUAACGGAAUGGGCGACUUUGGCACCUUCAUCUGCUGAACUGUUACUUCUCUCUUUACUUCCCCCUAGGUCUUUAACACAUACAGGUCGCUACUGCAGUUGUGACUAUAAUGUAUCCAAAGAGUAUUACUGCUUUGGACUGAGCCACGUCACUUAAUUCUAGCCAUAUUUUGCAGCUGCACACUGAACAUACUGGCCCAUAGACAUUGUGCAGUGAAUGGGCACUUUUGAAGUUGCACAAAUGCUUUUAUUUUAUUUAUUCCUAUGGGCUAACAAUAUGUCAGAUGUUUUUAAUUUUUUUUUUAUAACUUCAGAGAACACUUGUCACUUUGGAUUCAAAUUUUUGCUGUAAUAAAUGUUUGAGAGGUAAUGGGUUGUUCAAAUGUGCACUGAAAGUCGCAAUUGGAACAAGGUCACAUGAUUUGGAGUUUUUUGUUGUUGUUUUUCAUGUCACUGGUGUUUUUAAUGAAUUGUAAUGCAUUUUUAAAUUUGAUGUUCACAGGCCCAGAUAAAACUUAUCAACUUGAGAUUUUAUUUAAAAAAUGAUUUAAUCUUCUAUUUGUAAAAAUGUGAAAGAUUAAAAUACAGUUGAAAUCCCA